GGCCCUCCCUCCCGGACUACGGCUCCCAGAGUUCUCCGCGGCGAGCACGGCUUGGCGAUGGCGGCGCCCGGCCCUGAGGCGAGCGACGGCGACAGCGAGGAAGAAGCGGCGGCCUGGCAGCGCCUGCGGGAGGCGGCCUGGGAUCCGGCGCUCGGUCGAGCGGCCGCCCUGGAUCCAGUCGAGAAUUCGAGGAAAAGGAAGCAGCAGGCAGGUGGAUCCAGCAUCAGAGAGAAGAUCUGCAAUCAUGAGCAGGAUGGAAAUGAACUGCAAACCACGCCAGAAUUUCGAGCACACGUUGCAAAGAAACUGGACACGAUCUUGGACAAGGUGAUAACCCUCUCGACGUGCCCACUGCGACUCCCGCGACAUGAGAACAGCGCCUUCCUGGAAGAAGACAACGGAUUCCGCCUCUUCUCCUCCUCUGUCCUGGGAGACUGUGGGGAGCCAGAAGCCGCCCCUCGGAAACGGUCGGCAUUGCAGCAUUCCAGCUCCAGCCUGGAAAGUGACUCAGAUUGGCACAGAUGCCAAGAGGUUGCGGUGACGGCAGCAGACAUUCUGAAACAGAGCGGUCUGCCCCCGCCAGUGGCCCAGGACUCCGGCCAAACAAUAGAGGCUACGUGGAAGAAAGUCAAAAAGAAGAAGAAGAAGAAGAAGAAAGGGAAAAGAGAGGAGAAUGGCCAGCCCGGGGCCAUCGAAGCAGUGAGUAACAGCCAGAACAAGGAGCUCUCGUGUCCCAGCAGUCCGGAGGCCAUCAGUUGGACAGAGACGAUGCAGAGGAAGAGAAAGAGGAAAAGGAGGAAGGCGGAAGCAGGAACAGACUGACCCUUCCUCCAAUACUUAUUUGCCAGGGGGAGUUACUUCACAGGGGGCAGGGGGCUCCUGAGUUGG
Molecule: messenger RNA, 888 nt
Organism: Pseudonaja textilis
Lineage: Eukaryota; Metazoa; Chordata; Lepidosauria; Squamata; Elapidae
Gene: C15H12orf43
Product: chromosome 15 C12orf43 homolog
Biological process (GO): Spemann organizer formation; Wnt signaling pathway; negative regulation of Wnt signaling pathway
Source: RefSeq, a predicted model, not a curated record